ACCCGGGUCUGCGGGAUGUGGGUCGACGCCGUCGCUCUGUCAGUCCUGGGCGCCUGGCUGAGUUUGGGAUGGGAGCUACGAGGGGCCGAGGGGCUGGCGAGGGGAGGCCAGGGGACUCCCUGCAGCUUCACCUUCCUGCUACCCGCCCUGGAGACGGGCCGAGCGGCCGGCCGGCGGGACAUCAAUAUCCUGCAGCGGGACUGGCCGCCGAGCCAAGCCGGCGCCACGGAUCAGAAAUUUCGCCAACUGGAGACGUCCACCCGCAACAAUAGCCAGUGGCUGCAUAAGCUUGAAAGUUACAUUGUGGACAACAGCAGAUCAGAGAUGGUUCAUCUGCAGCAGAGCGCUGUACAGAACCACACGGUGACCAUGCUGGAGAUAGGGACCGAUCUGCUGAGUCAGACGGUGGAGAGGUCACGCAGGCUGACUGACAUUGAAGCUCAGCUUUUAAACCAGACAUUGAGGAUUGAAAUCCAACUCUUGGAGAACUCCCUUUGCACGAACAAGCUGGAGAAACAGCUCCUGCUGCAAACCCACGAUAUCAGCAGAAUACAUGACCGUAGUCGCCUUUUAGAGAGGAAGGUGUUCGACAUGGAGGCCAGGCAUCGGAGUGAGGUGGGCUCCCUGAAGAGGGAGCGGGAGCGUCUUCAGCAGCUUCUGACCCGGCAGGUUGGCACGGUCGGGGAGCUAGAGAGACGUCUGAACACAGCCGGCAACGACAGCGCCGAUCUGCAGCGUCAACAACUACGGAUCAUGGGCACUGUGCAACGCCUCAUCACCCUGGUCUCUCAGGGCAGAGCAGAACCCAAGAAAGAGGAGAAGAUCUACGCAGAUUGUUCGGAGGCCUUCGCGUCCGGUGCUACUGUGAGUGGUGUCUACACCAUCCGUAUCAGGAACGUCACCGACCCCCGGCAGGUUUAUUGUGACAUGGAGACUGGUGGCGGGGGCUGGACAGUGAUACAGAGGAGGUUUAAUGGCAGCCUGGACUUCCAGAGAAAUUGGACUGAGUAUAAACUGGGUUUCGGGGAGAGCCCAGCUGAGCACUGGCUGGGAAACGAAGCCAUUCACCGGUUGACCAGUCAACGAGCUUACUCCCUACGGAUUGAGCUGAGGGACUGGGACGCAAACCACGUCUACGGCUUUUACGAGAGAUUCCGCUUGAGUGGCGAGCGAAAGAAAUACAGGCUCUUCGUGAGGGGGUACAGGGGCACAGCAGGACUCCAGAGCAGCCUGGCAGCUCACGGGGCCAGUUUCAGCACCAAGGACGCGGACAACGACAACUGCUACUGCAAGUGUGCCCUGCUGUUAACAGGAGGCUGGUGGUUCGAUGCCUGUGGCCUGUCCAACCUCAAUGGGAUGUACUACGCCGCUGGCAACCAUCUGCGAAAGCUCAACGGCAUCAAGUGGCACUACUUCAGGAACCCCAGUUACUCCCUGCAGGCCACCACCAUGAUGAUUAGGCCCUUGGACUUCUGAUGCAGUGCGUGAGGCUUGCACAGAUCUAACCAAACCUUACCAACCCGUUAAAAUCAAUGAACCCAACUGGUUAAACCCAUUGCCUCAAACCAAUUAAACCUAAUGCUAUCAACUGGUUAAACCAAAUACCUCCCAAGAGCUCCACCCAGGUAUACUCAAUGCUACUAACCCAAUGCCUCCAACCUGUAAAACCUUAAACCAAAUACCUUGCUGCACUCAAUGCCUCGAACUGGUUAAAACCCAAUUCCGCUAAACUAAACACUCUCAAUCAGUUAAACCAGUGACUUCCAAGCAAUUAAGCCCAAAGUUGCUAACCAGUUAAACCCAAUGCCUCCGACCACCAUUGAUCUGGCAAAAGACCUCCAGCUGCCUCAGUUUACUAUUGUUUAAUUUAGAGACACAGCGUGUGAACAGAUUCUUCGGAUCACCGAAUCCACACCCUCCUUCGAUCACGCAUACACAUGUAAAUUUCUGCUACUUAUACAAUGAUAAUCCCUUACUCGGUUAUUGCGGACAGUCGGCAAUAAUGGACACCACCCCCAUGGACCAUUAUAACGAGGGUUUACUGUACCUCUCAAACCCAUGACUUUUGCCACCAUGAAGGACAAGGGCAGUGGGAGCACCAGGAUGAGCCUCCAAACCACACAACAUUCUGACUUGGAAAUAUACCAUUGGUAGAGUCUGAAGAAUGAUCCUGACCCGAAACAUCAGCUAUACAUGUUCUCCAGAGAUGCUGCUGCCUGACCAGUUGAAUUACUCCAGCGCUUUGCAUUUUUUUUAACCAUCGUUUCUUAAUUGUCGCUGGGUCUAAAACCUGGAACUCCCACCUAAACAGCAAUUCAACCAGAAGAAACAGAAAUGGACAAAGUGCUGGAGUAACUCAACGUAUCCGGCAGCAUCUCCGGAGGAAAAGAAUAGGUGACGAUUUGGGUCGAGACCUUUCUGCAGACUUUACCGAUGGUAUAUUUCAGACACUGAAGAUUGGAGGUACACAAAAAUGCUGGAGAAACUCAGCGGGUGCAGCAGCAUCUAUGGAGCGAAGGAAAUAGGUGACGUUUCAGGCCGAAACCCUUCUUCAGACUGGGUUCCUGACCCGAAACAAAACCUAUCCUUUUCCUCCAGAGAUGGUGCCCGACCCGCUGAAUUACUCCAGCUCUUUAUGUCCAUCUUUGGUAUAAACCAGCAACCAGUUUCUACAGAAGAAUCAGAAGUUGGUUUCAGAGGUGGUUCGCCAGUAGCUUCUCAAGGGUAACUAAAGGUAGGCAGUAAAUGGUGACUUCCCCAGUUGCUCAUGGAGCCGGAGAGUGAAUAAUAAUGGGAAAAUAUCGAACAAAGAGGAGAGUUUGUGGGUCUGGGGUAAAUCAGCUCACACGUUCUGGCAGAAUCUUAUCUCCCAAGCCUCUCACCAUCUGUCAGCCUAAGUGCUUUUGGGAUUCCUUCUGUAAAAAUAGCAUUGGUGAGUGCAGAGAGGAGAUGAUGACAAAGCUGUCUGUGCAGAAUCAUACAUUUUCAGCUGCCAGCACACAUUCCAUGAAGAGGCUGUAUCUGUUGCUCUCCUCACUGAGUUGGAAUAAGAUGAGAGACGCAAGCAAAGGCAGAAGCAAUGAUUCAAUGAUACUUUAUUGUCACAUGUACCUAGGUACAGUGAAAUGUUUUGUUUCACAUAAAACCCGGUAAAAUCAUACAGCAGGCCUCACCUAGGAAGCACACAAUGACUUGCCAAGCAUCUGGUGCCGACAACGUUACAAAAAGGCCAUUGAACAGUCUUAUCUUCUGCUGGCAGUGGUGAACCAGGGCUGGGCCACCCUUCAUUCUAAGUGGCCCUCCUCGCACCCGGCAGCGCGGCCCCCCUACGCUCUCGGCAUUUGCUCGUGGCGGCCCUCCUCAUUCUCGCUGGACUCUUGUGCAGAACACAAAGUGCUGGAGUCAGGCAGCAACUCUGGAGGACAUGGACAGGCAAUGUUUUGGGUCAGGUCCCUUCUUCAGACUGAUAUAGAUAAAUUCAAUCGUUUAUAUAGGAACAGAAGUAGGCCACUCGCCCCAUUGAGUCAACUCCACAAUUCAAUCUUGGCUGAUCUAUCUUUCCCUCUCAACCCCAUUCUCCUGUCUUCUCCCUUUGACAUCCUUAUAAAUCAAGAAUCUGACAAUCUCCGCCUUAAAAAUACCCAAUGACUUGGCAUUCACAGCCGUCUGUGGCAAUGAAUUCCACAGAUUCACCACCCUUCUACAUUAAUCCCAUUAGCUCACGUUUGGCCCAUCUCCCUCUAAACCUUUCCAAUCCAUGUACCUGUCCAAGUGUCUCCAGUACUCUGUGUUCUACAGGAAUAAUGUGCUGUUUAUGUUUAAAUUUAGUAUUCUCGAGUGUACUGAAAUACAGUGAAAAGCUUUGUUUUGCAUGCUAUGCAAUCAGAUCGGAUAAUAGCAUACAUAAAUAUAACCAAGCCAAACUCAAGUACAAUAGAAUAAAGACAAAGAUACAGAAUGCAGAAUAUAGUUCUCAGCAUUGUAGCACACCAGUUCCAGAUAUAAAGUCCAAUGUUCGCAAUGGGGUAGAGGUGAAUCGGUAAUUCCCUAUGUUAUGGAAGGACCGUUCAGAAGCCUGAAAACAGAAGGGAAGAAGUUGUUCCUGUGUCUGGUGGUACGCUCUUUCAAGCUUCUGUAUCUACUGCCGGAUGGUAGAAGGAGAAAUCGGAAUGACUGGGUGGGACAAGUCUUUGAUUAUAAAUUUAUUGGCAGGUAUGCAAUCAUCUAUUAGAUUUUAAAAAAUAUACUCCAAAUUCAUUUGGUUUUGCACCACCUGUUGAAAUUCAGGCAGAACAAAUUAAUUCAUCUUAAUUUUCUCUUUCAGUUCAAAUUAGAAAAUUGUAGGUGUAUAAGGAACUUCAAAGGUUUCAAAACUGUUUUAUUGUCACAUGUAUCAAUUUAGGUACAGUGAUGUGCAAAUUACCAUACAGCCAUUCGGAAAAAAAGCAAUAAGACACACAAACACAUAAAAGUUAACAUAAACAUCCACCACAGUAGAUUCCCCACAUUCCUCUGUGAUGGAAGGCAAAAAUGUCCAAUCUGCUUCCUCUUUAGUUCUCCCACGGUCGGGGCAGUCAAACCAUCCAUUGGGGCGAGCCGGCAGUUGAAGCCCCUGUGUCGGGGCAAACUAAACUCCCGCGUUGGGGUGGUCGAAGCUCCCUCGGCUUGCAGUUCCCGAUGUCAAUCUCUGACCAGAGAUCAUGGGCUCCGUGACUACUCUAUCUUUAAGAGCUCUUUCUAUCUCUCUCUUGAAAGCAUCCAGAGAAUGGGCCUCCACUGCCUUCUGAGGCAGAGAAUUCCACAGAUUCACAACCCUCUGUGUGAAAAAUAUUUCCUCAUCUCCGUUCUAAAUGGCUUACCCCUUAUUCUUAAGUGCGCUUAAUGUGGUUUGAAAAUGGCUUGCCCCUUAUUCUUAAACUGUGGCCCCUGGUUCUGGACUCCCCAAACAUCGGGAAAUGUUUCCUACCUCUAGCGUGUCCAAACCCUUAAUAAUCUUAAUAUGUUUCAAUAAGAUCCCUUCUCAUCCUUCUAAAUUUCAGAGUAUACAAGCCAAGCCGCCCCAUUCUAUCAACAUAUGACAGUCCCGCCAUCCCGGGAAUUAACCUCGUGAACCUAUGCUGCAUUCCCUCAAUAGCAAGAUUGUCCUUCUUCAAAUUUGGAGACUAAAACUGCACACAAUACUCCAGGUGUGGUCUCACUAGGGCCCUGUACAACUACAGAAGGACCUAUUUGCUCCUAUACUCAACCCCUCUUGUUAUGAAGGCCAACAUGCCAUUAGCUUUCAUCUAAGUCAUUAAUGUAUAUUGUAAAUAGCUGUGGUCCAGGUACCGAGCCUUGCGGUACCCCACUAGUGACUGCCUGCCAUUCUGAAAGGGACCCGUUAAUCCCUACUCUUUGUUUCCUGUCUGCCAACCAAUUUUCUAUCCAUGUCAGUACCUUACCCCCAAUACCAUGUGCUCUAAUUUUGCCCACUAAUCUCCUAUGUGGGACCUUAUCAAAUGCUUUCUGAAAGCCCAGGUACACUACAUCCACUUGUCCAUUUUCCUUGUUACAUUCUCAAUAAAUUCCAGAAGAAUAGUCAUGCAAUGAUUUCCCCUUCGUAAAUCCAUGCUGACUCGCACCGAUCCUGUUACUGCGUCCAAAUGUGCCGCUAUUUCAUCGUUUAUAAUUGACACAGCAUCUUCCCCACCACCGAUGUCAGGCAAACUGGUCCAUGAUUCCCUGUUUUCUCUCUCCCGUCUUUCUUAUAACAUUAGCUACCCUCCAAUCCACAGGAACUGAUCCUGAAUCUAUAGAGCAUUGGAAAAUGAUCACCAAUACGUCCACGAUUUCUAGAGAACACAAAGAAGGAAAGGGUAGACACACAGUUGGCGAAGCAGCCAUUGCUGGAGCCACCCGGUGGAUAUUUUGAACGGAAAAUCCAUUAAAAUAUACUUCUAUUAAAUAAAACACUUCUGAUUGUAUUAUAUUCUGCUUUUUAAUUUAUAUGUCAAGGUCUGGAGAAGGGUCUCGACCCGAGACAUCACCCAUUUGUUCUCUCCAGAGAUGCUGCCUGUCCCGCUGAGUUACUACAGCUUUUUGUGUCUAUCUUUGGUUUAUACCAACAUCUGCAGUUCCUUCUUACACAUUUGAUUUUAAUUAUUUUGGUACAUAAAAGAUAGAUUUUUCACCUCCAAUAUGUCGACAGGGUAGUCAGUCAGAAGAUUUGUCCCUGGAAGAAAAUAUCAAAGACUAGAGGGCAUAGCGUUAAGAUAAAAGAGGCAAAGCUGAGAGGCGAUGUGCAGAACAAGUUCUUUACACAGAGGGUGGUGGGUACCUAGAACACACUGCCAGGGGUGGUGGUGGAAACAGAAUAGACAGUGGUGUUUAAAGGGCAUUUGAAUAGGAACAUGAAAAUGCAGGGAAAGGAGGGAUAUGGAACAUGUGCAGAGGUGUCUAGUUUAUCUUGGUAUCAGGGCCGGCCUUAAGC
Leucoraja erinaceus (little skate) is the source of this 6469-nucleotide messenger RNA. RefSeq names its product angiopoietin 4 (gene angpt4). Bases 16 to 1476 code for a protein of 486 amino acids. The transcript has 9 exons. The record is from RefSeq and is a predicted model, not a curated record. NCBI's taxonomy places the organism in Eukaryota, Metazoa, Chordata, Chondrichthyes, Rajiformes, Rajidae.